CUCAGCAAUAGUUUCAUCAGGAAAAUUUGUCUUGAAGGCUUUACUUUGCAAAACAAGCAAAGACAACAGUCCAAGGAAAUACAUGUUGUAAGAUGUUAAGAUCUCAGCAGGGCAGCAUCAUCUCCUACUGGGCUGAAGUACUGACCACAUCAGGAACAGUGAGACAACAAAUCAGGAACCAGAGACAGCAGGCGAUUAACGACGAACAGCGCGUACAAACCGUACAAGUUAUGAGCAGCCCUUCACCACCAAUGCACGCAGAACAGCUGACACAGGAGAUGACACACCGACCUGAACAAAACAAGGCAAGUUGGCGCGGCCAGGAGCCAACUCCACACACACACACCGAAGCACCGCAAACCUGGUGCUGGCUCCCCAGCGCUGCUCCUCACCCGCAGGGAGACGACAGGGACCAGAAACACGCGUGGGGUGAGCACGGUGCCCCGCAGGCAGACGCCAAAGCCUCCCCACUUUACAUCCCAGGGGGACAAGAAGUCAGAGCCCCGCUCGGCGGGCACAGCGGCUCACCCACUUACCCGCGGGUUAGCGGCGGGACCCGCAAGCCCUGCUCGCGGCAGCUAACGCUACGCAGAAUUUUUAAAAAGUUAGACUCCAAUGCAUCAAAACCGCGGAUACAAACCCAAAACGGCGCCGCACGCCCAGACCGGAGCUGGUUGUUAACGCUGACACCUUCCGAGCCCCUCAGCGCCCCCGGCCCGUGCAGAGCCCCUCAGGGGGCGCCCGUGAAGGCAGCGGCGGGGGCUCCCCUCAGCGCCCCCACCCCACGCUAACCCCGCAGCGGCCGC
Messenger RNA from Cygnus olor (mute swan), 806 nucleotides. RefSeq lists its product as uncharacterized. NCBI's taxonomy places the organism in Eukaryota, Metazoa, Chordata, Aves, Anseriformes, Anatidae. Bases 93 to 791 code for a protein of 232 amino acids. The record is from RefSeq and is a predicted model, not a curated record. The transcript is spliced from 2 exons.